CAACGGGCACGACCCGGCUGCGUGCCGGACGCCCGCGGGGUGCGUGCGCACCAGGCCGCCGCCACCAGCCCGAUCCCCAGAAGCCGAGGGACUUUCUCGCUCAAAGCUUCGAAAAACGGGCCACCGCCCCCAUCCGCUCGUCCUCCCGUCCACAGUCCACACCACGCCACCCGGGCAGCUGCACGCCUGCUGCACUGCCCCCCAUCACCGCGCCGCCACCGCCGCGCUUCCGAGGUUGCCGCCGUCACCGGCAGAGGCGCCGGAAGCCGCAAAGCCCGCUUUUUCCGGGCCCGCACGCCGCGCCCGUCGUCCGCGGCGCGCGCGCAUGGACCCGUCCGCGGCGAAGGGCAAUGCGGCGGACCACGUCCUCCUCAUCCCGCCCGACCGGCCCCCGACGCCGCCGCGCGCGUCGAGCGGCAGCCAGCAGCCGAACCCCGCCGCCGCGGAGGGCCCCAAGCCCUCGCAGAACCCCGAGAAGCCGCUGCCGCCGGUCUCGAGCCCCGCGCGCCCGCCGCUGCCGCCCGCGCUCCUCCGCCGCCGCUCCUCCAUCGGCCGGCCCAAGUCCCGCUUCGCCGAGCCGCCCACGCCGCCGCACCCGGACUCCGCCCACCCCUCCCCCGUCCACCCGGCCGCCGCCACCGCCGCCCCCGCCUCGCAGGCCGCCACCGCCGCCCCCGCCUCGCAGGCCGCCACCCCGACCCACCGCGUCGCCGCGGCGGGCGUCUCCACCCCGCACACCCCCGCGGAGGCCGACGACGACGAGGACCUGUUCCGAAACCGGGACGGCUCCCGCACGCGGGCCGCCGCGGCGCGCUUCCGCCGCCGGGCGCGCAUCGGGCUCGAGCUCUCCGUGCUCGUCCUCUUCCUCGCGCUGCUCGUCGUCAGCGUCGUCGUGCGGCCCCUGCGGGGGCGCGUCCUCUGGGGGCUCGAGAUCUGGAAGUGGUGCGUCAUGGUCACCGCCGUCUUCUCCGGCCACCUCCUCAGCCAGUGGCUCGUCACGCUCAUCGUCUUCGGCGUCGAGCGCAACUUCCUGCUGCGCACCAAGGUGCUCUACUUCGUCUUCGGGCUCAAGAAGAGCUUCCAGGUCUGCCUCUGGCUCGGCCUCGUGCUCAUCGCCUGGUCGCAGCUCUUCGACCAAGGGGCCGGCCGCUCGCCCAAGACCGCCAGGAUCCUCAACAACGUCUCCAUGUUCCUCGCCUCCGUCCUCAUCGGCUCCGUCAUCUGGCUCGUCAAGACCUUCCUUAUGAAGUUGAUCGCCUCAACGUUCCACCGCAAGACCUUCUUCGAUCGGAUCCAGGAGAGCGUCUUCCACCAGUACGUGCUGCAGACGCUGUCGGGCCCGCCGCUGAUGCAGCUGGCCGAGAAUGUGGGCCGGGAGGGAAGUGGGCUUGGGCGGGUCAGCUUCAGCACGGCCAAGGAGGAGAAAGAUAAAGGUGUGCCCAAGGUGAUUGAUGUCGUCAAGCUCAGGAGGAUGACCCCGGAGAAGGUGUCAGCAUGGACGAUGAGAGUGCUCAUCACAGCAAUCCGAAGUUCUAGGCUGUCAACCAUAUCUAAUACUAUCGAGAGCUUUGAUGAUGUUGAUGGCAUGUCCAAGGAUAAAGAGAUAAAUAGCGAGUGGGAGGCGAAGGCGGCGGCAUAUACCAUAUUCAAGAACGUCGCAAGGCCCGGCUAUAAGCACAUUGAAGAGGUGGAUCUGCUGAGAUUUCUCACCAAGGAGGAGGUGGACCUGGUGAUCCCACUGUUUGAGGGAGCACCAGAGACGGGAAAGAUAAAAAAGUCUGCUCUGAAGAAUUGGGUGGUCAAAGCAUACCUCGAUCGCAAAUCACUAGCACAUUCUCUGAAUGACACAAAAACUGCAGUUAUGCAACUUCACAACCUCAUCAGUGUUAUAGUCGUCAUUAUAAUCAUCAUCAUCACACUACUGUUGAUGGGCAUUGCGACAACCAAAAUCCUUCUUGUCAUCUCGUCUCAACUUCUAGUAGUGGGAUUCAUAUUUGGGAAUUCCUGCAAGACUGUAUUUGAGGCCCUUAUAUUUGUAUUCAUCAUGCAUCCGUUUGAUGUUGGUGACCGCUGUGUUGUUGAUGGAACACAGAUGACUGUUGAAGAAAUGAAUAUAUUGACUACUGUUUUCUUGAAGAAUGACAAUGAGAAAGUAUAUUAUCCAAACUCUGUACUGUCCACAAAGGCAAUCAGCAACUUUUACCGAAGCCCUAACAUGUAUGACACAGUUGAUUUUGCUAUUGAUGUCUCGACUUCAAUUGAGAGCAUUGGAACUCUGAAGUCCAAAAUCAAAGGGUACUUGGAGAGCAAACCAACACACUGGCACCCUGUCCACACGGUAAACCUGCAGGACAUCCUUGAUGUGAACAAGAUCAACAUGUCUCUGUCCGUCCAGCACACAAUGAACUUCCAAAACAUCAGGGAGAAGAACCUCAGGAGGUCCGAGCUUGUCAUGGAGCUAAAGAGAAUAUUCGAGGAGAUGUCCAUCCGGUACCACCUUCUUCCUCAGAAAGUUGAGCUCACCUAUGUCGGCCCAAACCCAUUGCCCAUGGCUGUUGCUCAUACAAGAUAGAAGAUCGGGAGCUGUUAUACUGACAACUGAUGACCGAUUUCAUGGUCUCAUGGGGUCUGACAAUGGUCACCAAGUUCCUGGGCUGAUGGGAUCAGAACCGAGGAGCCCCCCGAUACACCACUUGCGUAAGUUCUGAGUUCUGACAAAGCAGGGAUAAUUAUCUGUGUACUCUGUACUCAAGUUCUUCAAACUAUGUGCUUGUUGGACAGAUUGGGGGUGCAAAUUAGUGACUCUUUGGUUCAAAAUUUUAUACUAAUUUUCUAAAAUGAGAUCUGAUUUUGGAGUAGUAUAAAAUUUUGAACUAAAGAGGGUUGGAGGUACACCUAAGGAUCACUAAUUGACACCUCUAGAACAGAUCAUGCUAUAAUUUGUGCUAGAUAACGAAUCUGUAAAAGCUGUGAAUGUGUGGUGCUGGUGAUCGAUGAUUUGGGCCUGGCUCUAUUCGGCCCACAGUUUUUCUGGGCAA
Panicum virgatum (switchgrass) is the source of this 3038-nucleotide messenger RNA. RefSeq names its product mechanosensitive ion channel protein 10-like. The transcript is spliced from 5 exons. The record is from RefSeq and is a predicted model, not a curated record. Lineage: Eukaryota; Viridiplantae; Streptophyta; Magnoliopsida; Poales; Poaceae. Gene Ontology annotation, cellular component: plasma membrane. The coding region runs from base 326 to 2572 and encodes 748 amino acids. Gene Ontology annotation, biological process: detection of mechanical stimulus; monoatomic anion transport; transmembrane transport. Gene Ontology annotation, molecular function: mechanosensitive monoatomic ion channel activity.